AUGUCUUUUGCUACAACUACAUCAACUAUCGUUUCUGCUGCAAUGGCAGAAAGAAUUCGUUUAAAGCCUUAUAUUGUUAUUACUUAUUUGAUGACUCUUGUCCAUUCAAUAACUGCACAUUGUAAUCCAACAAAUGCUCUUCUCGGAACUUUUAUGUUAUGGUGGGGAUGGUUAGCAUUCAAUACUGGGUCAACAUUGGGAGUUGCUUAUAAUAGAUGGAGACUUGCUUCGAGAUCGGCAAUGGUUACAUUAUUAAGUUCAAUAGGUGGUGGCUGUACUUCGAUUAUUAUUUCGUUAGUUUCGACGAGAAAAUGUCAAAUCGAUUUAUUAAUUGAUGGAUUACUUGCUUCUUUAGUUUCUACAACUGCUGGUAAAUUUUUUAAAAAUUUUUUAAAAGCGCAAAAAUAUCUCUAAUCUGAUUGUGAGUGCAAAAUUUUUUAGAGCAAGAAGUAAUCCCACUCUCUUUAUUUUUUCCGUUUUUCCCUUCGUAUUUCUUGCCACAAUUUAUAUAAAAUUUAACUAGCGAUGGGUUUGGCCACUGAUGGCUGCGGAUAGCUGGGUGCCUAUUAGGAUACUCUGGCGGUUUAUUUUGUUUUGCCCGUUGGAAAGCCUAUCGGCUUUGGGGCGCGCUUCGCGCGCUGCUAGAAAGUUUGGAUGGCCAACUCGGGCCUUUUCAGCCAACUCGGGCCUUCGGCCCUCGCCUUCGUCUUCCCCUCGUUGGGACUUAACAUUCCACUUAGAGACACUUCGAUCAUUUGGCCCUCGUCUUCCCCACGUUAGGGAAGACGAUGGGUGUCAAUUUUAGACGGGUGUCAUCUCGGAUUCCCUUUAAGUUGGUUGUUACUUCGGGCCUUCGGUCCUCGUCUUUCCCCCAAUGGGACUCGUCCUUCAACUUUUGUCAGCUAAAAAGCAAAACUUUGAAAAGUUGAAGCAAAUUGCUUCAAGUUUAGAAAAUUUCCAUAGUUGAAGCAAAUUUGCUUCGUAAACCAAAAUUUCAAAAGUUCACCAAUUUCUGCCACCAAUUUCACCUGUCAAUCUUUUUUCCCUCUCCCUACCAUAAUUUUCCGGAUACGGUACUCCACC
Messenger RNA from Meloidogyne enterolobii, 1083 nucleotides. Lineage: Eukaryota; Metazoa; Nematoda; Chromadorea; Rhabditida; Meloidogynidae. The record is from the annotation of a GenBank genome assembly.